AUGACUAAUGAUGAUUCACCUUCAAAUUUAAAUGAAGAUGCAAAAACAAUUGAAAAAACGAUGCAACCAGUUCUUACAACACAAGCACAACAUAUAAGUACACCAAAUGAAUUAGUACGUCGACAUGUUCGAAUCUUAGCAGAAGAAGAAAGAAUUGGUGCUGAUAAAUGGUUAUCUAUAUUGAAUCAAGUUUAUGAUGUUUUAAAUUAUUCACCAUCACAGCAACAAAAAGUAUGGUAUGAACAAACUAAAGAUGAAGUUAAGGACGAUUGGACAUUAUUUCGUGAACGAUUAAAACAAAAUUCAUCUAACUAUAAAUCAAUUCGAACAAUUGCUCCGUCAAUUGAUAUUUCAACAUUAAACAAUACCGAAGUGGUUGUACUAGAAGACCUUAUCGAUGCAAAGUUUGACAAAUAUUCAGGUGUUGGUGAUGCAAAAAAUUGGUUAUUGCAAACCAUGAAUCAGUUUAAAGCAUGUGGUUUACGACGUGAUGAUCAAUUUGACGCCAUACCUUUACUAUUAGAGGGCGAUGCUUAUUUAUGGUAUGCUGACAACAGCGAUGCAAUUUUCAACUUCGAAACAUUCACCAAGUUAUUUCUUCAACAAUUUAAAUUAAUGACAUUAUCAUCAACAAGUUCUAUAAGGAGUACGGGAACAUUAGUGACCACAGUACCUGAUCACUCAUCUAUAUCACAUUUACAACGAACCGUGGCGGAUGAAAUUAUUAAGAAACCAA
Molecule: messenger RNA, 736 nt
Organism: Rotaria sordida
Lineage: Eukaryota; Metazoa; Rotifera; Eurotatoria; Philodinida; Philodinidae
Source: the annotation of a GenBank genome assembly